UCAUUGUACCUUUCGAGGUCCAGAAAGUUAAAAUAGUCAGCGUGACUACAGUGUCACAGACACGUCAGGUUCCACCUCACUCCCUUACCCACGCACCCAAUCACCGGAGUACUGAUCACCGCCACCUGCAACUCAUUAUCACCAUGAUCACCUCACUACUUAAGCCCCACACUCACACACACACAUUGUCCGGUCUCGUUCGUUAUACACAAGUUGUAUGCUUACCUCAAGGACUCCCAAAACGAUACUUACCUGUCUCCAUACUCUCCAUCGUCUCCAUCGUCUCCUGGUCUCCUCGUGUCUCUACCUACCUGUGUGUGUGAGUGUUCCCGUCUGCCAGCUCCAACGCCUUCAUCUGCAACAUAAACAAAGGACAGUAUUACCUCUCUUUCAUCUCCAAGUUCAUCUUAUCCAUCAUUGCAUUUACCUGUUGCUCUGCUGAUUGUCUCAAUAAAACCCCAAACUGCUUCUACAUCUGUCUCCGGUGUCUAUACUGUAACAUACAGUGGUUCAACCUUAAUGUUAUGAAGCAACGAGAAUACUUUUGGUGUGCAAAAACAAAACAACAUAACAAAAAUAGCGAUUUUAUUUACCAAUUUGAACUUGGCCUGCAAAAUAAAAUGGCCUGCAACCUUCUUACACUAUGUCUACAUUCAAUGCAUCCAAGGACACAUCAAAGGGAAUAUUUCAAAUCCAUUUGUGCUGUUGUCAGGGGUGGUACAAGAGUGUAGACAAUUAUAUCACUUAUUAUAAUGGGCUGCUUUGCGUUUUAAAUGAGGAUGAUAAUAAUAACUAAAAUGUGAGUGGUGCUUGCAGUGGCAAAACUCGGCAUCCGGUUGCUAAGUGUUUCCUGCCUGUUGCUAUGGUGUUGCUCUGUGGUUGCAUAGGUGUUCUGUGUGUUUGCUAGGGUGUUGCUAUGUGGUUGCUAAGGUGUUUCUUCUCCCUGUACUUCUUGCUGAAAGGGGAUUGGGGAUUUGCAGGCUCUGUCAGUUUCGCCAUCCUGCUUAGACUUUGCUCCUGGACUGAUCAAGGCUAUUUUGCACCCUUACCAGAUCUACAUACUCCACACUAGCCAGUGAUGGAAGUCAGAGCAGCUGUUAAUUUGUUUAUGGGGGCCGUAACUGGGGCGGCCGCAACAAACCAAACUAUGUCACAUUGAGUGAGGGAUAUUAUUGCUCUAGCCUAUGAGGUCAAGCUUCACCUCUAGGUGUUAGGGCUGAUUCUACCAGGGGGUUGCAUCCUCCAGGACUUUAGCAAGAGGCGCCCCUUGCAGCAAGUAUGCAAUGUGGCAGGCUGGUCCUCUCCGCACACAUUUAUUAGAUUUUAAUGAUUUGGAUGUUCAUGUUACUCCAAGCUCACAUGAUAUAUGAUAUGAUAUGAUAUGAUAUGAUAUGAUAUGAUAUGAUAUAGCACUUUAUUGUUAGACGAGUCUGAAAUUUUUCUUGCAUAAAAGUAUCUAUGUUUACAACAAUCAACUCUCUCACAUCAACAUCAUGUAACUCUUAAAUGCAUGACUGUUUCACCAAUCAUUCUUACAUAUUUGGGUCUUUAGCGACCCGGAUCUAUAUCUAACAUGGAUCUCUACCUGUCACGAUAAUAUAAAACUUCUCUGAUAUUAGAGUAACAAUUACAAAAGAAUAAAAUAAAACAUAUUUUGUUACCUUUUGGAGCUUGGAAGGGCUCAUUUGGAGAAGAUGUUUUAUGUCUUCAUCACUGUCCUUGUCAGAGCUCAUUUCCCAGUACAUUCAGCAAAUUACAGCUUUGAGAAUAUGUUUGAGAUCACGAAUAUUAGCCCAUUCACGACCUCAAAAAACUAUAUCAUUUUCAACAUCUUCAAAAUCAAUAUUUUGAUCGCUGACAACUUAACCAGAUCCAUCAAGUGACAGUGACACUAACAUUUGAUUGCUUUCAGAACUUGCUCUGCAGUAGCCUUAAUCGCAGAGACAUUUCAUGUUUUGCUAAUGAUACUUCCUAUUCUCAGGUUUUCUGUCUGAAUGAAAUGCCACUUCAUCGUUGUGUAUCAGACAUUGCCACCUUGUGGAAUAAAGUUGCUCAAUGCACCAAAAAGUCCACACCCAAAGGUGAAUCAGAUACAAGGUCAGAAAUCUUACUCUGCUCAAUUUGACAACUGAAUCGACGACAGUCUCCUCUCCCACGCAUUAUCCUGAGAAAAAAGACUGACCAUGUAUGCAGUUGUCACCCUGCAAGACUCAGAUGAGGUGAUGGUGGCACCAUCACAUUGGUUGAGCACAGACAAGAAACAAAGUUACUGGCCCCCAUUCAGAUCACCAGAGAAGUGCAUGGAAGCUGUCCAGAACAGACUUAAACCUGAAACAGGAGGGAAAACAUGGGAGAAAUUAAAUAUUAGCUUUCACAAAGAAUAUGUCUCUUUUGAUAAGGCAAUAGAGGGGCAAAAAGAAAUUACAGAACAGAAAGAACGAUCUUUUCUAUUAGCCACUGGAUUCCCUGGAGUACUAAAAAGACAAAGACUUGAAAGCACUCAAGAAAUGUCAAAAAACCCACUUCACCCUACACCAUCUACAUCCAGAAUGUCAGCUGAUGACAAGGAUGAGCUCCUCCAUAUGCUGAGAGACAUCAAGAGCACAGUUCAGGAAAACUCUGGCAUGUUAAAGAAACUACUGAAAGAAAAUACGGUUUCUGAAUCCCCCAGCAGUACCAGCUUGCCCAGUAAAGAUGUUAAAACAAGCAUAAAUCUGCCUCUUAGAACCUCUGAAGAUGUGGUCAGGACUGAAAUGGAGCUCAGUAAUGCAGCAACACGCCAAAAAUAUGUAGAACAUCUGUCAAGGAUUAGAGGUUUUGGGGCCAAGGAUGUCAUUCAGAAUAUUAUGCAACGCGUCCUAACAGAUGAUCUGGCUAUGGAGUUCAACUGGCAGGGGAGAGGAGAGAAAAAGGCCUUCUCUAGGCUUAUUUUAGCAGAUGUAAUACGAGAUGCUGCAUCAAAACACAGUGUAAUGAGGGCAGACUGUGAAACUGAAAUAAAAAAUUAUUUGUGGUACACAAUUGAUCGAAUUGGUCGGAAGAGACCAAAAGUUUGUGGAGAUAUGACUUCAGAAGUGACUUCUCCCACACUGCUGGACAAUGCCUUCCAGUCAGAGAUUGGAAUGUAUUUUAUCGAUGACUGAGUUUUGGAACAUUUACUCAUAGGUUAAUUACAGAUUAAACUUUCAUUUUGUAUAGAACUAUAGGCUGUGUGUACUGGACUUAGCAUGACAUUGUGUGCUCCAAAUAUUGGUUCUUGUGAUAAAAUGUUAUUUUUUUUUUUCAUAACUCAAAUGUAUGCAAAAUUUGUUGUAAAUAUUUUUUAAUCUACAUAGGCUAUUUCUGUCUUUUUUUAGUGUUUCAUCAAUAAGAUUUAAUAAUUAUAUUAAACCAUAAUUACACAUGACAAGUUUUACAAUACUGAAAUUAGAUGUCAAACAUCGGAUUAUUGGGUGACUAUUGGGGAAUCUUCAACUGAUGACUGUGACAAAUUCACUGACUGUACAAAGAAUUAAAGGUGCCCUAGAUUCAAAAAUUGAAUUUACCUUGGCAUAGUUGAAUAACAAGAGUUCAGUACAUGGAAAUGACAUACAGUGAGUCUCAAACUCCAU
Molecule: messenger RNA, 3611 nt
Organism: Megalobrama amblycephala (Wuchang bream)
Lineage: Eukaryota; Metazoa; Chordata; Actinopteri; Cypriniformes; Xenocyprididae
Exons: 10
Coding region: 2184-3143 (319 amino acids)
Source: RefSeq, a predicted model, not a curated record